This is a messenger RNA of Selaginella moellendorffii, 2042 nucleotides long. Its product is annotated as ATP-dependent 6-phosphofructokinase 6. The record is from RefSeq and is a predicted model, not a curated record. The transcript has 13 exons. Bases 179 to 1960 code for a protein of 593 amino acids. Gene Ontology annotation, molecular function: 6-phosphofructokinase activity; ATP binding. Lineage: Eukaryota; Viridiplantae; Streptophyta; Lycopodiopsida; Selaginellales; Selaginellaceae. Gene Ontology annotation, cellular component: cytoplasm. Gene Ontology annotation, biological process: glycolytic process; fructose 6-phosphate metabolic process.
GAAACGGUGGUUAGGGCAAAACAGGGAAAAAGGACAGGUGGGGGAUAUUCGCGGGCAUGGGGAAUAUUCUGGGGCACGUGGCGGUCGCCACUUUGGUCCGUAGAUCCAAUCGAGCUAAAACCCACGCAGCACAGCAGCAGCAGCAGCGAAGCUUUCCUGUUUGAGAAAGUCUAGCUCGAUGGCUGCGAUGCAUCUGGGAUGCAGUGGCCCGGCUCAGGGGUCGGAAUUGGUGGAUCGAUUGGAGCACAGGAAAAGUUUGGGCAGCAGCAGUAGAGUCCAUUGUUCUCAUUCUUCUUCUUCUUCUUCUUUCCGGGCUGGAGGUCAUUCCAGAAGGCUGAGGCUUUCGUCUCCGGGGCUUGUAAGACACAGGAGGAGGAAGCCCGUGUCGGCGUCGAAGAACUCUUCGUCGAAUUCGUCGCCUUCGAUGGAUUCGGCUUCGUCAAAUCCUUCUUCGGAUGUGAAGCUGGUUAACGGAGCCAAUGGAGCGGUGCUGGAGGACGUGCCUCACGUCACCGACUGGCUGCCGGACCUUCCGACGUAUGCGAAUCCUCUAAAGCACAAUCCAGCGUAUGUGGCGGUCAAGCAAUACUUUGUGGACGAGGACGCCAUGGUCGCCAAAGAUAUUGUUGUCACGCUCAAAACACCAGGAGAAGGCAUUCACUUCCGGCGUGCUGGUCCUCGUGAACAGAUCUAUUUCAAAGCCGACGAGGUCCGAGCUUGCAUUGUUACUUGCGGAGGCCUGUGUCCCGGACUUAAUACAGUCAUCCGUGAGAUCGUCUGUGGACUUUGGACUCAGUAUGGUGUUCGAGACAUCCUGGGAAUUGAGGCAGGCUACAAGGGAUUUUAUUCCCGAAACACGAGGCCGCUGAACCCCAAGGUUGUGAAUGAUAUACACAAACGCGGUGGCACCAUACUUGGAACGUCACGAGGUGGAAGUGAUAUCAACAAGAUUGUGAGCAGCAUCGUGGAUCGAGGCAUCAAUCAGGUUUACAUUAUCGGUGGAGAUGGCACACAGAAAGGAGUGAAUGCUAUCUACGAAGAAAUUCGUAAGAGAGGAGUUAAAGUUGCCGUGGCUGGCAUUCCAAAAACCAUAGACAACGAUAUCGCGGUUAUAGACAAGUCGUUUGGGUUUGACUCGGCGGUGGAGGAAGCGCAGCGCGCAAUUGAUGCCGCGCACACUGAAGCUGAGAGUGCUGAGAAUGGUGUUGGCCUGGUCAAGCUCAUGGGUCGCUAUACUGGAUACAUUGCGAUGUACGCAACUCUGGCGAGCCGUGACGUGGACUGCUGCUUGAUACCUGAAGUGCCAUUCUACCUGGAAGGCAAAGGAGGACUUUACAGUUUCGUAGAGAAGCGGCUCAGGGAGAAUGGCCACCUGGUUCUCGUCGUCGCUGAAGGCGCAGGGCAAGAGCUAAUGGCCCAGAGUUUCAAAGAGACGGGCGGACUAGACGCGUCUGGGAACAAACUUUUGAUGGAUGUUGGUCAGUGGCUUUGCUCAAAGCUCAAGGACCACUUCACCGAGAAGAAGGAGAUCAUCAACCUCAAGUACAUUGAUCCAACGUAUAUGAUCCGAGCAAUCCGGAGCAACGCCUCGGACAAUGUCUACUGCACUCUACUCGCUCACAGUGCGAUCCACGGAGCAAUGGCUGGCUACACUGGCUUCACCGUUGGUCCUGUAAACAACAGGCAUGCUUACAUCCCAAUUCACAGGGUGACUGAGAAGCAGAGACACGUAAACAUCACAGAUCGGAUGUGGGCUCGCCUUCUGUCGUCCACAAACCAGCCAGAUUUCCUCAAAUACGAUAAAGUCAUGGACGCCAAGAGAAAGAAAGAAGCGGCGUCGACUCCGGCUGAGUCCCCGCCAGCGUCGAUCGGCACUGUUGGUGGCGAGCACACGGCAACACCCGAGAAUGGAAUCCCCAGGGGGGUCGGUUUGAGCGGCGUUACCGAGAACUUGGGCUAGAACUAUACUUCGGUGUAAAUAUUCGUGUUCUUGGAUGUAAGUUUUAAGCAAAUAUGGAUGUUACUUAGACGUGUUUCAACAA